Molecule: messenger RNA, 834 nt
Organism: Salvia splendens (bonfire salvia)
Lineage: Eukaryota; Viridiplantae; Streptophyta; Magnoliopsida; Lamiales; Lamiaceae
Product: probable protein phosphatase 2C 33
Exons: 4
Coding region: 22-681 (219 amino acids)
Biological process (GO): protein dephosphorylation
Molecular function (GO): protein serine/threonine phosphatase activity
Source: RefSeq, a predicted model, not a curated record
CAUCACUCUGAUUCAUCAACCAUGGGAUGCUGCUUUUCCUCCCAAAGUCUGUCCAUGCAUAAUCCCCGGAUUUUUACGCAGUACGGGCAUGGGAGGAUAGAGUCGAGCUUCUGUAUGGCGCAUUACGGCAAUGGCCCUAUGCCUUACCUUAGUAAGGUUGUCCAAAAUGUUGUCGAUGCGACGGGCCAAGACACCAAUUUUGAUUGCUACUGCAGUACGACUACUACAGCAAUCACCCUCUGUAAACAGGGGGAAGAUCUUACAAUUGCACAAAUUGGGAACUCGGGAGCUGUGGUAGGGAUGAGAGACAAGAAUAAUGCAUUAAUUGCAGUGCGCUUGACUGCCAAUCUCAAGCCUAUCCAAAAUUGUCGUACAUUAGCUAAGCCACACAAUCGCAAGGAAGCUCGCGACAUCAUACCCGCACCUAUUAUCUACCACAGGCGCAUCACUGAUCAAGACGACUUUGUAGUGUUAGCAACGGGCGAGGUAUGGGAGGUGCUCUCGAUCGAGCAAGUGGUAGCUAUCGUGGCCACGGGGCCUAGAGGCUCGGCAGCUAAAGCAGUAGUGGAUGCAGCAGUUGCAGUAUGGUCGAAUGAGCAUCCAAAUGCCGAGGUUGAUGAUUGUGCAGUGGCUUGUCUCAUUCUCAGACCAACCACCAAUUCAACACCACACUCAAUUUAGGAAAAGACAUUUGCUAAAUCAAUAGGAGUAGCUAGUUUCAUUCACAAGUCUUCAAACUACUAAAUGUGUGGGAUGCUAUUCAAGCUUCCUAGCUCAUAAGUAAGAGAUAUGUAGUGUUAGUAGAAUGUGAGGUUCAUAUUAUUAGUAGUGUUU